Molecule: messenger RNA, 2191 nt
Organism: Chelmon rostratus (copperband butterflyfish)
Lineage: Eukaryota; Metazoa; Chordata; Actinopteri; Chaetodontiformes; Chaetodontidae
Gene: ube2ka
Product: ubiquitin-conjugating enzyme E2Ka (UBC1 homolog, yeast)
Exons: 7
Coding region: 253-855 (200 amino acids)
Biological process (GO): protein polyubiquitination; proteasome-mediated ubiquitin-dependent protein catabolic process
Cellular component (GO): nucleus
Molecular function (GO): protein binding; ubiquitin conjugating enzyme activity
Source: RefSeq, a predicted model, not a curated record
UUGGUAUUAAAAUGUUUUCAGUACCACCAACCAUUGUGUUGUUUCACAUUUGAGAUGAAAGAUACAUGUUGAGCUAUUUUAACGAACCACACCAUCACGUUGAUAACCGGGACUGACGGCAUUCACGGUGAACAACUGUGCAGCUGUUAUUUUUGAGGUUGUAUCAAAAAAAGUGCAGAGCAAGCUAGCUAACGAUAGUCAGGUCGGUCGGACGGCGGCGAGGCCCCAACCGGACGGGAACACGGGGGAACCAUGGCCAACAUCGCAGUUCAGAGGAUAAAACGGGAAUUCAAGGAGGUGCUCAAAAGUGAAGAGACGAGCAAAAACCAGAUAAAGGUGGAUCUUGUGGAUGAGAACUUCACAGAACUUAAAGGGGAGAUAGCAGGGCCACCUGACACACCAUAUGAAGGGGGUAGAUAUCAACUAGAAAUUAAAAUUCCAGAGACAUAUCCAUUCAAUCCACCCAAGGUGCGGUUUAUCACAAAGAUCUGGCAUCCCAACAUCAGCUCGGUCACAGGUGCAAUAUGUCUGGACAUUCUCAAAGACCAGUGGGCAGCAGCUAUGACACUGAGAACGGUCCUCCUGUCACUACAAGCCUUAUUGGCAGCCGCAGAACCAGAUGAUCCACAGGACGCAGUGGUAGCCAAUCAGUACAAGCAGAACCCAGAGAUGUUCAAACAGACAGCGAGGCUCUGGUCUCAUGUCUAUGCAGGCGCUCCCGUCUCCAGUCCGGAGUACACACGCAAAAUAGACAAACUCUGUGCCAUGGGCUUUGAAAAAAAUGCAGUAAUAGUGGCGUUGUCGUCGAAAUCCUGGGACGUGGAGACAGCGACAGAGCUACUGCUCAGUAACUGAAUCUUGACAGUCUCUUCAUCUUCCUCUUGAUCCCUAGCUCUCCCUCUCACACAUACACACCCUCUCUCCUCCAAAUUCCAGCUGUCUUAAGGCGUCUUUUCCCCCUGUUGAACCCUCUGUUUCACAGUGGACUCCUCACCUCCACGCCUCCCCUCUUCACCACCCCCACUCCGUAUACCCUUUGUGUGGCAUCUCUCCUUCCCUGCACCUCUGCUGUACCACACUCCAAUCAGUCGCUCUGUGAGCUCUUAUCUCUGGUUUCUUAAGUUCAUUUAGCAUUCCACUCAGUGCUACAAUCACAAGUUCAACCACAUCUCACUCCCUUUGAAGCAAAUGCCAGUCUUAAGACCCCGCCCAUGCCCGCCCGUCUCCCAGCUUUCCUGGCUGUGUGAAGCGGCUUAUCCUUGCCUAUGCAGUGCAUUUACUUUCAUUCGUGAAAACCUUUUGUAGGAGACAGUCAAGCCGUUCUAGAGGGCUCUGUCAGACCUGGUCAUGAUUUUUACACACUUCUGGGCAGAUUUUCUAAACAGGGACUGAGCCGAGUCCUAGACUAGCCACAUUUUAAAAUUGAUAUUUCUUGUGAAAUUUUAUUACACUGUUACCAACAUAGAUAGAUAGAUAGAUACUUUAUUCAUCUCCAAAGAGAAAUUUGCAUCACUACCUUCACUCAUUCUCUCAUCCUUACACAAUAGAACCUCAGUAUUUUGGGUGGAUCAUAGAGAAAUUGGGAACUCUAAAAUGGAAAAUGAAAUUUGGGGACCCUGUUCAAUCAAGAUGUUGCUCCAUCACUGGGAGUUCAUGAGGGAAUUAUAAAGUGUAUAUUUUCUCACUUAGAAUUUGGAAAGUAAAUAGUGCACUAGGUAGCAAAUGUGGAGUUAUUCAGCCACAGAAUAGGACAAGGCUUAUUCCCUGUUCUGGACACCAGCUCAUGAAGUGUCAGUGAGGUGUUCACAAGGUAGCCAUACUCCUUUUCAUGCCACGUUUUCCCCUCUUCAACUGUCUGACGAACCCAAAGCUCCUGCAGCAAACCCCUGCGCCCAAACCCCCACACCUGUUCUUGACACGGCUUUACCUCACCUGUCCCUUUCCCCACAUUUUUUAGAAAUUUUAUUUGGUUUUGGCCUCUGACAGGAAUACAUUUGGAUUCUUGUUUUUAAACCAACAGAAAACAAAAAAAAACAAAACAAAACAUGUUCAGCCGUAACACGACCUAUCACAAGUCUGGAUGGAAAUAGUUCAAAAACAAGUUUGAAAAAUAUUGCAUCAUCUUAACUACGCCAACAGAUAAAUAUGUCAGAAUGAUUCAUCUGUAAAUAAAGAUAUUAAAGUCUGUGUA